Molecule: messenger RNA, 1119 nt
Organism: Physella acuta
Lineage: Eukaryota; Metazoa; Mollusca; Gastropoda; Physidae
Product: putative G-protein coupled receptor B0563.6
Cellular component (GO): membrane
Molecular function (GO): G protein-coupled peptide receptor activity
Source: RefSeq, a predicted model, not a curated record
AUGGCGUCUAUUAAUGAAUCACUUGAUGUCCACGUCAGCACGCUGAACGGCACGGCGACCACCCAGCUGGUCAGCGACGCCGUGAGGGACAUGUUCAUCUUGGUGAACCACGUGGUCCUGAGCACGUCCAUCUGUCUGCUGGGCAUCGUCGUCAACAUCCUCAACAUCUGCGUCUUCGUCAAGCAGGGGCUGAAGAAGACCACCAACUCUUGCUUCUUCGCCAUGGCCAUCUCUGACCUGUGCGGCGUCCUGACCCAGGUCUGGCACAACUUCUGUCUCGACCCGUACGUCGACCGGCUCAAUCUGCCGGUUGACUUCAUGGACGUCCAGUACUUGACCGCCGGCUGGCCAAACUCCUGCUUGGUUCUCAUCACCGAUUGGAUAACCGUGUACAUCACCGCUGAAAGAUGCCUGUCCAUAGCGUUACCCUUGAAGAUUAAACAAAUCGUCACCCCGCGUAGGACGGCCUGUGUCAUCGUGUUUAUCUGCGCCAUCAACAUCGGUUCGGUUCUCCCGCUCUACUUCUCGGCCUACUUCAGCUGGAACUUCUACCCCGCCAGCAAUAAAACCAAACUAGGAAUCUCCUUCCUCCCCAACAAACCGGAAAUCGAGAGUUUCAUUUUUACAUUCCAAGCCGCGCUCGCCAUCCUCGCUUUCGUCUGCGUCAUCAUCUUCACCUCCAUCUUAGUUAUCAAGCUGAAGAAAAAAUCAAAAUGGCGUCAGCAAUCCACCUUCGACAAAGACCAAACCGAGUCCAUGUCGAACCGCGAAAGACGGACCGUCAGCCUGAUCAUCCUGGUCGCCAUUGUCCUCAUCGUCUGCUACUCGCCCGCCGUCACGUGCUCCAUCACUACUUCCGUGUACCCGGAUUUCGGCAUCACGGGCCCCCAAUCCAACCUGUUCCACGUGGCCUGGUCUUUCGGGUUCCUGUGCCACUCCAUCAACUCGAGUGUGACCAUCUUCCUGUACUACAACAUGAGCAGCAAGUACCGCGCCACCUUCAACCAGCUGUUCCCGCUCUGCGCGUUCUCGUCUGCUGCUGAGCCGGAUGAAACGUCUCGCUCUAGAUCUAGAGCACCGGAGAGUGCAGUUGACAGCAUACAGAGCAUUCGCAUCUGA